Messenger RNA from Tigriopus californicus, 1308 nucleotides. RefSeq lists its product as uncharacterized. NCBI's taxonomy places the organism in Eukaryota, Metazoa, Arthropoda, Copepoda, Harpacticoida, Harpacticidae. Bases 1 to 1308 code for a protein of 435 amino acids. The record is from RefSeq and is a predicted model, not a curated record. The transcript is spliced from 8 exons.
AUGACCCACGAAUUCCUAACGUUCACCCGCAGACUCGAGUUCAUGGAGGCCACAACAAUUAGUCAAGAUGAGUAUUGUGAUCUCUGGAUUGGCGUCUGGAAACUCUCCCAAGGGAGAAAAGACUUUUGCGAAACCGAAUUUUUGAGCCAGGCUCUAGUCAUUAACGAAGACAACAUCAUUCCCUAUGUUUGGAUGCUCCAUUACGCCAACCACGUGAGUGACCAACUUCAAGAGGACAUUUUGGCCUCUCUGACAUCCUUACCCUAUUGGUUUGAUAAUGGUGGUCGAUUUCAAAUACGCAUGGGCAAUCAGAUACGAUAUUUAGAUCACUCUCAAGAGACAAACCAAUUGUUUGGGUUGGUUUCAAACUUGGUGGAGCCAGGAUCAAAAAGCGACUUGACAGCAUUGCAUUGGCUUCUAACUGGGAGAGGUUUAGAGCCCAAAUUGAAGGAUUUUUCCACAUCAUUAUUGCUCAAUCUUGCCAUUGGCCUCGGAUUUGAAAUUCCAAAGCUCUUUCUGGGAUCUCUGUCCACAAUACAGACCAUUCCGUACGACAUUUCCGUCAAAUCAUGCUCGGAUUUGAAGUUCACAUCCACCGAUGAUUGCGUCUUCAGAUUUGGAGAGAUCGGCAUGCUUGGAUCCAUCGACUGUUUCAAGAGCGUCGGAGAUGUUUUUAAGCUUUGGAAUCGACAUCAUCAAUGGUCAAACAUGGACCCAUUCCGCAAGCUCGUUAUAAGUUCCGACUCCACUCUUGUCGAGCAAAUGCAAGACGUACACUGCCGGUUCUCAAAAUAUCUUGGAGGGAGCGCUUUACAAUUGAGAAGAAAUCCACGUUUCCUCGCAUUUUGGUCACAGGUCCGUGAUCCUGGAUCUUAUGGACGAAGUUUAGAUUACACAUCUUGGACACUGAAAGUGACAGGAGGGGAAAGCAUGAACAUCGAGCAAAACAUAAAUCUGCAUUCGUCCAAGCUCAAAGUCCUACCAAAAGUGGCCAAUUUUAAGGACACUUUCUUCAUCUUGAACAAUCCGAAGUUAACGACCUCAUCCAUUCUUGAUACAGGAUCCACUCAAGCUCAUCUCAAUCUCUUCUUCCAACGGGCCUUCGCUGAUGAUAAUCAUUGGUUCAUUGGUCAAAUUCAAGACCAAUUUCUGGCCAUCUACUCUCACCAACCCGUCAAUUGGACCAGUGUUGUCAGUCCAAGGCGGAUUGUCAAAUCCUUGACAGCACCUGGUUCUCAAAAUGUGUGGAUCGUUCACGCAGAGAGUGGCGUUGUCAAACCCGCUAUUAGGAGUUUAAGGUUCAUCUAA